Molecule: messenger RNA, 2907 nt
Organism: Plenodomus lingam JN3
Lineage: Eukaryota; Fungi; Ascomycota; Dothideomycetes; Pleosporales; Leptosphaeriaceae
Biological process (GO): DNA-templated transcription; regulation of DNA-templated transcription
Molecular function (GO): zinc ion binding; DNA binding; DNA-binding transcription factor activity, RNA polymerase II-specific
Source: RefSeq, a predicted model, not a curated record
AUGUCACCACUCGAAGGCGAACUCACAUUUACGUCUAGUGACCAAUCUACCGCUGUAGUGGAAGGAUCAAAGAGAAAACAACAAGUUCAGCAACCCCGUCAACUUCUUUCAUGUACCAAAUGUCGAGAGCGAAAGGUCAAGGCAAGUCUCCAAAGAGUUCUCUGGGUCGACCCAAUUUGGCACCCUUUUCCCAGAUCGUGUGACCGUACCAAGCCAUGUUCAGCAUGUUGCGCCCGAGGUGCACCCAAAGAUUGCCAUUUCAUUGCUGAGGGCGGGGAUUAUGCGCCCAUUCAACAGUCAUACGAGCUGCGCAAACUGCGCGCAGAGAAUCUUCGUCUCAAGGAUCGAUUACGAGCUUACAGAAUAUCAAUCGACGACGAAGACUCCGACUAUGCAGCAUCUCCGGAAUCUCAGCUGGGAGAGAGGCCCGGUCCCUUGCAAAGGCGCCGUACAGGGAAGCAGAAACGCUUUCAGGGUAUUGAAUGGCAGGACAGCAUCUACUUUGGCUCGCCGGCUCUAAAUAGUGUAAUGAGCGAUUUCGCCUCGACCAAUGUGGACGCUGCGGUCACAUUGGCCUAUCUGAUGCCUCGCGGCCCUGGUAUACAUAUGCCGAGAACCCCCCGGACCUAUCCUUUCGCAACGCUGUUCAAAGCCAAUCCAGAUGAGUGUAUUCCCCAGUUGCUCAGCUGUCUCCCGGCAGAAGAGGGAGAGCUAUCUGGCUACUUGGAUGCUUUCGACAGUCGUGUCAAUCUAUGUUCGUAUCCUCAGGUGCCUGUUGAGAUCAAUCGCAACGAAUUUGAGCGUUUUCUUUCUCACGCGAGAAGAAACGCGCAAAUGUGUCCUGAUAUGCUUGCUCUGCUUUUCGCGGCCAUCGCGUUGGGCGCUCAGCACUCCGUCUGGGACAAGUCCGGUGAGCAGUGGAAUGCUGAGAUAAUGCAAAAAGAGACAGGCAAGGGCGAUGUCUACAUUGCAGCAGCAAUGCAAGCUUUGCGCCUGGCUUCCUUCCUGCAUAAACCGUCUGUUCUGGGUAUCCAAGCCCUCAUUUUGAUCGGCCCUUACCUGACGAACAGUGGUCGCUUUCUAGAUGCUUGGACAUUGUUUGGUACCACUAUUCGGUUAGCACACUCUAUCGGUCUUCAUCGCCAUCCAAAGUAUCUUAAUCCUGCACCUCCGACGCAGAAAGACUGUUCUAUACGACAAAGACUAUGGUGGUGGAUGCUACGCAUGGACGAACAAUACUCGAUGACUUUGGGCCGUCCACUCGGCAUCAGUGGCCUCGGGGAUUGUUCAUGGCCACAGGAACUGACUACCGAUCCCAUUAUGCUGAGAUUUGGCGAUUUUGUGAAUCGCUUCACAGUCAUAGCUAGACGCAUACUCAGCAGCGAUCGAUUGACAAACAACCGAAUAGAUGAGUUUACAGACGAACUCAGGAACCUUUUGGAUACGAUACCAGAGACGCUGCAAUACCAGGAGUCCUGGAACCAACCGGAGGCCGAUGCCCCUGAAUGGCCACUUCGUGCCACCGCUGCCAUGUAUCAUUGCAAGACGUACACCUAUCUCAUCUUGCUCAAUCGGCAAAGGGUGGAAAAGCAAUCCACAUUUGGACAUGUGCCAGGUGCGCGCGACCCCGCUUCAUCAUUCCAGGCUAUCAAUACGACGCCUUCGUCUCAUCCUUCGCCAACAGCUUUAGCGCAAGCCUCACCCAGAGGCCGAUCUUUGGUACUAUCUUCCUCCGAAGAUGUCAUUUCUGCAUUCAUGUUCUUCUAUCACAAGGAGCCUGCAGCGUUGAUUGAUUGGACGUUAGGUCAGCAGGCUUUCAACAGUGCUAUGCUCCUCUUAUACGACGCCAUCGAGACUAGGACUGUCACUACCGGUGCUCGCAAAGCGGAGCAAGUAUUUGUCGUCUUCAAAGAAUUAGACGAUAACAGUGUGCACGAGCUUGCCGGUCAAGCUGUGGAUAGGAUCAGUUGGGGACUGGCAGAGUUGCACAAAAUGCUGUCCUUAUCAUCAACCAGCAGCGCGAGACCUUACAGUCAGCAGGGAGUCACGGAAAAGCCAAAAGGAAAAGAUAAGGGCACCUUCACAUCUGGCUCGACAGACACAGUCAUGGGCAAUACCGGCAUGCUGCUCUUGGAGGAUACAGGUUUGCAGGCGUUUGUACAGGAGCCAUACGCUCCCAUUACGUGGAACCUCUCUGAAACCUUAGAUCAUCCCAUGAAGGCGCGAGAGCAUCUUUUUCCUGCAUCGGUUAGUCCCAUGAGGGAUGAUAGCGCUAGCGAGGAGUUCCACGUUGUUCGAUCUCCGGGUGACAUGCAGAGCACGCGGGGAUCGACAACUAUGGGAUCAGCGGGGGCAAGAUACACGACCUCAAGUCUUGCAAAGCCACCAAGUUGUACGAGACCGGCUUCUCCUACGCAUCCUGCGUCACACCAUCAACAUGCUUACAAGGACGACGCAUCAAGCCUUCAUGGACAGCAGCAGCACGGCGUGCGCGUCCACGGCAAUGUGCCUCACCAUUUCACUUCGCACCUGCAGGGUGUUGCUUCGGGUCUGGAGUUCCAACAUCAUGCUCAGUACUCACAAUCGAGGCAAGAUUCGUGUCCGACGCUUCCGCAAGAAGAGAGUGAUGUCCCACGGAUGCGACCAAUCUAUUCGUCGUCGAGCACUGUGAGCAGACAAACCAGAGCGCAUCCAAGGCAUGUUCCGAUAUGUAGAGGUUCCACUUCAGGCCUGUACGGCUCAGAUAGAGCGUCCUUCCCCGCACAGCUCGAGACGGACCCCCAGCACAUGAGCUACCCUUUCGGGACUCUGGUUACCAGCGCAGCACCGUCUUCGUUGACACCCCUUGCAGAAGAUAUGAGUAUGGAUGAUUGGAGGCAAUACAUAGGCAACACCGGGACUAGUUAG